Metarhizium brunneum ARSEF 3297 is the source of this 1260-nucleotide messenger RNA. RefSeq names its product Endo-1,3(4)-beta-glucanase (gene ENG1). The record is from RefSeq and is a predicted model, not a curated record. Gene Ontology annotation, molecular function: hydrolase activity, hydrolyzing O-glycosyl compounds. NCBI's taxonomy places the organism in Eukaryota, Fungi, Ascomycota, Sordariomycetes, Hypocreales, Clavicipitaceae. Gene Ontology annotation, biological process: glucan catabolic process.
AUGCGCUAUUCAGGUCGCUUCGCUGCCCUCGCUGGCACUGUGCUUUUUUCGGCAGGCAUCGCUCAUGCGGGUUACCUACUUGACACUACUUACGAUAGUACCAACUUUUUCAACAGCUUCGACUUCUUUACACUGCCAGAUCCUACAGGGGGUUUCGUUCAAUAUGUUGAUGGACAGACUGCCAACCAGGAAGGCCUUGCCGUUUACGCCAAAGGGGGGAUAUAUAUGGGCGUCGACUCCAAGACCAAGAACCCUCCCAAUGGUCGCAAGUCAGUUCGUGUGUCCUCCAAAAAGUCAUUCACUCGUGGUCUGUUCAUUGCCGACAUAGCCCACAUGCCUGGUAGCAUUUGUGGCACAUGGCCAGCUUUCUGGCUGCUCGGUCCCGGCUGGCCAUCUUCUGGCGAGAUUGACAUACUUGAGGGUGUCAAUGCCCAAACCAAGAAUUCCAUUACUCUUCACACAGCGAACGGCUGCACUAUGUCUAACCAGGGCGCUCUCCCCUCUACCCAGUUUUCCUCUGCGGACUGUGGUGCCCUUGGUGCUUCAAAAGGCUGCCAACAGGCGACCGUCGAUGCUUCAAAUUAUGGCGACGGCUUCAACGCCAUUGGAGGUGGUGUUUAUGCUACUGAAUGGACUUCGGAUCACAUUGCAGUCUGGUUCUUCCCUCGGUCAAACAUUCCCCAGGACAUUACUUCCCAGAACCCCAACCCCGCCAGCUGGGGAGCGCCGACUGCUCGAUUCGUGGGAGGAAAUACUUGCAACAUCAACAAUUUCUUCAAGGACCACCAGAUUAUCUUUGACACCACCUUUUGUGGUCAAUGGGCUGGAGACGUCUGGAAAAAUGAUGCUAAGUGUAGUACUCUGGCCCCUACUUGCCAGGAGUAUGUUUCUGGCAACCCUGAGCAGUUUGCGAAUGCCUUUUGGGUCGUCAACUCCGUUAAAGUCUACCAACAAGGAGGCAGUCCAGGUCCAGUCCAGCACUUUGCGGCUGUAAAUCCAUCUUCAGGCUCAGUUGGGCCUCAAGAUCAAAACCAUCCUCAACCGCAAACCCAGGUCCAGCCUCAGUCGACUCAGCCAGCUACUCAACCUCAGCCCACGAAUGGGCAAGUAUGGAAUGGUCAGCCACAACCCAAUUCUGAUACCAACUCUCAACCGCCUCCACCAAAACAGGACAACUCAUGGAAUGGCCAAGUUUGGAACGGUGGUGGCUGGAAUUCCAAGAGACGAAAUAGGGCCGUUGAGAAACGGUUUUCUGCUUAG